Messenger RNA from Poecilia reticulata (guppy), 2138 nucleotides. RefSeq names its product olfactomedin 4, tandem duplicate 2 (gene olfm4.2). The record is from RefSeq and is a predicted model, not a curated record. Lineage: Eukaryota; Metazoa; Chordata; Actinopteri; Cyprinodontiformes; Poeciliidae. Gene Ontology annotation, biological process: signal transduction.
AAGCUAUACAGUGAACAAAGUUUUAUUUUUCUUUCUCUGAGUUACAUUUUUGAAAUUGCAAACUGAACCACACAUUUUAUAAAAAGCUAAAUACUGACAAUCAGACUGAAACUUUCUGAGGUGAUGCUUCAAUAAACAGGCCAUAAAAAGUUUUAGCUGUCAUGACAGAUGACCAAAUCGGUCUCCAUGUUCAGUUCUAACCUUGCACUGGCAAAUAACCACCUGACUCAGGAAGCAAACAGGAACACUAACACAAUCUACGUCUAGAAAUUAACUAAUGCUGUCUAAACACGUCUUUGCUCCACCAAAUGCAAAUACAAAUACUCAGUUCAUUGAAGGAGUCAUAAAAAGUGUUUUAUGAUAUCACCACAUGUGGGGAUUUUCUCAUCCACAUGUGGUGAUUUUCUCAUCCACAUCCUAUUUGGGUCCUAUACUCUGGAUUCCCAAGACUUUACUACAUCAUGUGUAAACAAAGACGAUCACAGGCCACUUGUAAAUGAGCAUCUACUUGAAUGCUGAGUCCAGUAAUAGCCAUGUGAAGAGAGAAGGUGUUCACGACAAUCUGAUAUGAGCAGUCUUUAAAAACUCCAACAAAGUCUGAAGAGGCAUUUGAGAGGUGAGGUGGGUCAUGAUGCUGUCGGUUCUGGUUCUGCUCCUCUGCGUCUUUAGUCCUGCUUUGGCCUGGAUACCAGUGCAAGACUGGGAGUCUGGAAAUGUGACGACUUCUGUGGAUUCGUCUGGCCAGUGCGUCUGCCAUGUUUUCCUCCCUGACACCACCUUCCCCGCAGACCGCGUUGAGCACAUGCAGCAAGUCAGCAAAGAUCUGAUCCUGGAGGUGGAAAUCCAGAAGAAUAAGAUGGUGAAGUACUUGGGCAAACUGGUGAUCUAUCUUGAAGAACUGAAGCAACUGGAGGCAAGAUUGACCAUCCUGGAAAGCAGUCCUGAUGAUUACAUCAAGCUGGACUUUGAGAUGCUCAGGAUUGAACUCAGAGAGUUUGAGGCGCUGGUGUCUCAGCUCAAAGACUCCCUCAACUCUUCUUCACCCCUGUUCAACAGUCUGUACAUUGAGAUCCACAACAUGACGCUCCUUGUGAACCAGCUGGAGACUUACGACAAGAGCAACCUGGAGGUGAUCCGACAUCAGUUUGCCAAGCUGCAGAUGAAACUAGAGGAGUGUCAGAAGGACCAAGAUCUAAUCAAACCAGAUAUCGGAAACUGCAAUCACACGGGAAUCUUAAGCUUCAGCAAUCCAUUGGUGGUGCAGUUCAAUGGUCAUCUCAGUUCAAGUUAUGUGUACGGUGGCUGGGGGAAAGACUCCAAGCCCAUCCGAGGUUAUGAGAACUUGCACUUCUACGGCGCAUACACCAGUCCUGGAGGUGUCUACGACUUUUACUUUUACACCAACUAUGAAAAUCUGCUCCUGAGGAAGAACUUCAAACGCAUUACCCUUCCAUCGGAUUGGGUGGGUGUUGGCAACAAUUACAUAGUGCACAGUAAUUCCAUUUAUUACCAGCACAACUCCCCAUUCAGCAUGACCAAAUUUAACCUGACCUCUUCCAAGUAUGACUACAGAGUGAUUUCUGACGCAAGCACAAGUUUCUCUUAUUCUUACUCGGACAGUCAGAACCUGGACUUUGCAACCGAUGAAACAGGCUUGUGGGUAAUAUAUGCUUCAGAUGAGAACAAGGGGAAAAUCGUCAUUGCUAAAAUCGAUGAAAAGUCUUUUGGCAUUGAGAAUACGUGGCAUACUGGUGUGUACAAACAGUCGGCUGGCAAUGCUUUCAUGGUCUGCGGAGUGAUGUAUGCCACCAGGACGGUGGAUAUCAACACUGAGGAGAUCUUCUACGCUUACGACACCAAGACCAAGCAGGAGAGAAACCUCAGCAUCCAAUUCAAGAAGUUCCAGGAGUCAUACAGCAACCUGGACUACAACCCCUCUGAUCAGAAGCUCUACAUGUACAACAAUGGCUAUUAUGUGUCGUACAAUGUGAAAUUUAACAAAGAGUGAUUCAACAUGGGUUCGAUCCUCGUAUUGUGAUUGAUACAAGUGAUCUCCAGCCACUUUUAGUCCUUAGAUCUCUAUAAAACCUUUAUUGAUUUUCCCCUGCCAUUUCCUGAAUAAAUCAAACUGAAGCAUC